Cyprinodon variegatus (sheepshead minnow) is the source of this 3890-nucleotide messenger RNA. Its product is annotated as phosphatidate phosphatase LPIN2-like. The coding region runs from base 254 to 3319 and encodes 1021 amino acids. Gene Ontology annotation, cellular component: nucleus. Gene Ontology annotation, molecular function: phosphatidate phosphatase activity; transcription coactivator activity. NCBI's taxonomy places the organism in Eukaryota, Metazoa, Chordata, Actinopteri, Cyprinodontiformes, Cyprinodontidae. The record is from RefSeq and is a predicted model, not a curated record. The transcript is spliced from 20 exons. Gene Ontology annotation, biological process: cellular response to insulin stimulus; positive regulation of transcription by RNA polymerase II; triglyceride biosynthetic process.
CUAUAUUUAUAUAUGUAUUUCUACCAGAGAAGAGUAGAGCGCUGCCAUCUCUUAUGAUCCUCUUUAGCUCAGCUUGGCUAACUUUUAAAACUUCGUCUCCAAGGGGCCCGAGUUAACGAGAUGUAGACUGCGUUCAUAAAGGCAUGCUGAGGGUCUUUACGAGGCUGUUGAGCAGUGUGAGAAACAGAGUCGCGAACAUGGUGGCAGAGCUUCCAGAGGCGAUUUUUGAGUUGAUGAAGGGGUGGAGAAGCUGAUGGCGGAGAGGAGGUCAGGACGACCUGGCUCUCUAAGGAGGGAACAUCUGCACCCUUCUCUCUGGUCGCAGACCAUGAACAUUGUGGGCCAGCUAGCGGAGACCGUGUUUGUCACGGUGAAGGAGCUGUACCGCGGCCUGAACCCCGCCACCCUCACCGGAGGGAUCGACGUCAUCGUGGUGCGGCAGCCGGAUGGGUCUUUCCAGUGUUCCCCGUUCCACGUCCGCUUUGGGAAGCUCGGCGUGCUCCGCUCCAAAGAGAAAAUUGUCGAUAUCGAGAUCAAUGGAGAAGCGGUGGACCUGCACAUGAAGCUUGGAGACAAUGGCGAGGCUUUCUUCGUGGAGGAAAACGAAAACAUGCAGGUGCCAGCCUAUCUGUGCACCUCUCCGAUCCCUCAGGAGGCCCCUGAGGAGAUUGACGUGGCCACCGAGGAGCCCGGAGCUCGCAGGAAGAAACGGCGGCGAAGGCGUGUGCGUUCCGAUAGUCACCUGAGAGAAGAAGUCAGCUCCUCAUCAGAAGAGAGGGAUAGAGAGGAGAGCGAGAGAGAAGCUGAUGCUGCGUCUAAGGAGCUGUCUGCAGCGCUGCUUGCCAGCAAAUCCGUGUACUACUCACUGUCUGAGGAGCCAAAGGAGGAACUUGGGGCGGCGCAGAACAAAGACACCCAUCCACAUUCAGAUGGAGAGCAGUCGCCCUCAGAAAAUGUUUUCUUCAGUCGACCAGAUUCUCCUAAAAGCGACUCCGAGCUCCUGGUUAGAACCCAGGAUUUGUCUGGGCUUCAGAUGCAGUGGAAUUGGGGAGGAUUUCCCAUGCCCUGUCAUCCAGAAAAGGCACCAGCAGAGCUACAGGCCCCCUCUCCCUCAAGCACUUCUCAUUUCCGCACCAUUGAGAGACAGGACUCCUUUGACCUGGGCUAUGGCACCGUGACCAGCUGCCAUAGAGCAGGCGGCGUAACUGUUGUAAAGCCUCACCCGAGGACACUCUCUCUCGAUUUAGGCAACUCUUCUACACAAAGCAGCCCUUUAUCACUGGAGAAAAACUCUCUUGAGGCACUUUCCUCACACAGCGACCUCUUCGUGUCCUGCGUUUCCUCAGGGGGUAUGGAUUCAACACGGUCACUUGAACGCACACCGGAUGGAGAUGACAGAGAAUCGCCUUCUGAGCCAGUUGACGUUUAUUUCAACACCAGCCAAGAAAGCACUGAGCAGGUUAGCUCAGAGGUUGAAAUGGGGAUUGAAAACAGAGCUUUAAACAAAUUUAACAGGUUUGAAACACAGAUGGAUGACAGCACUGUCCUAGAAACAAGAGACCUAGUAGAUCAGCAGCACCAAGCUGUCUUAUCUGAGCAGAGGGAACCGGGUUCUUCCCAUUCUGCUCCUGUCGGUGUGGGAGAUGGAGGCAUAUUUCCUGGCACUGAUGGAGGAGACGAGGAUAACGUAGCUAGCGCAAAUGAUGGAUCACCUGCUAGCUCAAUGACUGCUGUAUCACAGGACGUGGUCUCUGGGAUCAACGCGGCAAAGCCCUCUGAAGCAUCCUCCACAGCGGAACAGGACAAGAGAAAAGGUAAACGAAAUCACCAUCUGGGCCCAUCAGAUAUUUAUCUGGAUGACCUGACCACUCUGGACCCAGAGGUGGCGGCACUUUAUUUCCCCAAAACGGAGGCGGAGGCAGCAUUCAGCCAGAAUGCUGAACAGAGUUCCUGUUCGGGGAGCCAGUCGCCUCAGUCUGUGGGCAGCGGAGCAAUGGACAGCGGCACCGAGUAUCUGUCCGAUUCCGCAUCGUACAGCAUGGACGUCAGUUUGUCCCUCUGUGGGCAAGAAGGAGGCACCAACCAGAUCACCAAAGAAAAGUUCACACAACACCUCGUUACAUAUCAGGAUUUAGUCAACAACCCGGGAAUCAUUGAGGACCAAAGUCUGGUUGUUUGCAUUAAUUCUAACUAUUACAAUUGGGCAGUGGCUGCUCCAAUGAUCCUGUCCAUGACAGCAUUCCAAAAACACCUCCCAAAGAGUACAAUAGAGCAGCUGGUGAAGGACAAGAUGCCUAAAAAGUCUGGUCGCUGGUGGUUCUCCUGGAGAAGGAGAGAUAUGGACAACAAGCAGAAACAAUCAAAGGAGGACCAGGAGGAGCCGCUGGCAAGUGUUUCCUCCACUGUUCAAGCCACACUGGAUGAUGUUGACAGUGAUGAGGCUGCAGGGCUUGGAAGAAAAGCCACCAUUCCUUCCGAUCUUUCUACAGAAACCAUGAACAUGGCUCAGUCCAUCAGUCAGAUGUAUCGCAAAUCCCUGCGUCUCACCUCUAAGCAGAUAGAAAAUCUAAAUCUGCACGAAGGAGCCAAUAAAGUGGUGUUCAGUGUGACCACACAGUAUCAGGGCACCUGUCGCUGUGAGGCUGCUAUCUACCUGUGGAACUGGGACGAUCGUGUGAUCAUUUCAGACAUUGAUGGGACAAUCACUAAGUCUGAUGCUCUCGGUCAUAUUCUACCUCAGUUUGGAAAAGACUGGACACAUAAAGGAAUUGCCAAACUUUACCACAAAAUACACCAAAAUGGAUAUAAGUUCCUGUACUGUUCGGCCAGAGCGAUCGGCAUGGCUGCUAUCACUAAAGACUACUUACAGUGGGUCAACGACCAAGGCACUGUUCUUCCUAAAGGCCCUGUGCUGCUGGCUCCCAGCAGCCUCUUCUCAGCACUACACAGGGAGGUGAUUGAGAAAAAGCCGGAGGUUUUUAAGAUCGCCUGCCUUAGUGACAUCGGGGAUCUGUUCAGGCCACACAAACAACCUUUCUACGCCGCCUUCGGCAACAGGACUAAUGAUGCUUAUGCCUAUAAGCAGGUUGGAGUAUCUGAGGCUAGAAUCUUCACAGUUAACCCUAAAGGAGAGCUUAUCCAAGAGAUGACUAAAGGCAACAAGUCUUCGUAUAACCACCUGAGUGGGUUGGUUGAGCAUUUCUUCCCCGUGCUCUCUGCUGAAGGCAGUAACUCCUCUGUUCUGGAUUAUCCUGACUACAGCAGCUUCUCCUACUGGAAGGAGCCUCUACCAAAACUGGACAUGGACGCUCUGCUGUAGACCGAACCAAGUCUUCAGUCACCAUAAAUGCACACAGAAACCUAAAACUUUCUUUUUAUUAGAACAGGAGACAGCUGUUAUUGAUUUUAUUCUGCACUCAAAGGUAGAUCCUGUGUCAGCUAUUUGAGUCUGAGUCACUGAAUAAAUUUUCUCUUAAACAGUGACAACUUUUUAAAAUAAUUUAUAAUUCUUAUUAAACGCAAUGUUCAAAACCACACCAAGUGAUGCCUGAAGCAUAGAAAUCUUUAAUGUUAAUGCCUUACUUGUAAGCUAAUGGAGAUUUUCACUGUAAAUCCCAACAUGCACCAUCAUCCAUGCAUCAGAGUGAGAAAGAGAUCUUGUUUUUCUUAAGGUUUAAGGUUUUGUAGCUCAUUUUAUCCCAAAAAAACAAGACUGUUUGAAAAAUUCAUUAUAAAUGGAUCAGUACGAUCUCAUUGAGUUAAAUGGUUACAGCUUUAUGUUUGCAUAAAAGCCUUUGGAGCUUGAAUAAGAAGUAGAUCUGAUGAGUUACUCUAGCCUAAAGGUUAUUUAGCAUAAGAACUUUAUAUAAUGCAGAAGACUGUGAUGCUAA